AUGCCACAUCAUCGUUCUCGGCCAAGCGAAAACGAUAGCAAUAGUUGGUCGUUCUCCGAUUUUUUCGACCUUCUUGCUGCGUUACUUACGACCCCGGGCGCCCUCAACAUCCCAGCGCCCUCAACAAGCCCGAACGAGGGAAAGCACGAUUUCGAGCGGCCGGAAGUAGUGGCAGCGGCAGCGCGCAAACUUUUUUCCCCGGUCGACCUUAAGGAUUCAGAUUUCACCCUCGGGCUAAUCGACGGUCUACCCCACCAAAUAAAAUGGUUGCUCAUCACCUCCUACCUGGGCGAUGACCUCCCUUCUCUGAUCCAAUUCUCACUGACCAGCAAAACAAACUGGCUCCUCGUCUGCAGCUGUCCCCGUCGCUUCAUCGAGGUGGAAUUGACAUCAUCUGACUGUGCGAUCGCCUACCACGGCCGAAGCAAGCAUUAUCUUUAUGACGAGCGUUUUUGGGGUCCGCUUUUCGAAGGAUCCGAAGUCUCCCGUCUACGCCUAGACUAUGCGAAUCGUAGGCUGCCCCCACUCUAUGCUGACUCCCUGGAUAUUGAAACCGCCGAUCUGUGCACGGUCGAAAUCCUCAAAAAGUAUCUGCCGAAGAGCGGGAAAUACCGGGAGAUGCUUCUAAGCAUGGAAGUUUCUGGAGAUAUUUCGGAUGGGUUGAUCCGUUUCGUGCGAGACUCCGCAGAGCAGCUAGCGUAUCACAUUCUAAGCCACCAGCGGUAUCAGCUGUACAAGAAAUCUUACAGUCGAUUCCAAAACACGCGCCUGCGCUUCCGUAACGCGAUUGACUGGUUUGACCAUGGAGAAUUGGUAACCUUCCAACGUGUUUUGAUGAGGGAAUGGAUCAACGGUGGAAGAGAAAUUGAAUCGAUGACGUUCUCUUUCCGCGAGCGCACAGCGCGCAACAUCGCCACCUGGAAAUCAACCCACAAGGGGUACGACGUCAAAUAUAUCGAAGAGGACGUCGCUGUGAUUACAGGUCCCCACCGGCGAACCCUAUUUUCACGAUUUGUGCAGGAAAAAGAUAAGGAACAAGAAAAGCUGAAGAUAAAGUGGGAAAAUCACGGGCGUCGCCCGAGAAGUGUCUUCGAGGGGGCGGACAAUUUUCUUUCAAGGCCGGGCGCCAAGCUGCGGAAGUGGAGGCUUCGGGGUUCAGACGUCGAAGAUCCGUGGAGUUUUGCCCAUCUCUACCCGGCACUUGAUGAGACUUCAACGAAGGAAAAGCACGACUUCGAGCGGCCGUUGGUCGACAACAAACGUUCCAAUUUUACAAUCGAUUUCUUCGAAAAUCUGCCCGAUCCAGUCAAGCGCAAAAUUAUCCCCCGCCUCCUUGACGACCUCCACUCCCUCGUCCAAUUCUCCCUGACCAGCAAGGCCAACUGGCAACUCAUCUGUAACAGUCCACGUCGCUUCACCGAGGUUGAGCUGACUCUCUGCGGCACCUGCGCCAUGGUCUUCCAUCGUCGAGCCAGGCGCUGUCUCUACAACAAGCGCUUCUGGGGCCCGCUCCUUCAAGGAUCCAACGUUUCGAAGUUACACUUAAAAUACCCCCAGAAUUUUGACCUGCCACCACUUCAUGCCGAUACGCUGUCUAUCACAUGGCUCAGCCCUUGGACCGGCGCGCAACUUGAAAAGUACAAGCCAAAGACCGGGAAAUUCCAAGAAAUCCUUCUAAGUAAACCCUAUGCCAUCCGACUUCCGAUUGCUCAGGAUUUCAUCGAUUUUAUGCGGGACUCGGCUGCGUCUACCACAAUCACAUCUCGU
This is a messenger RNA of Mesorhabditis spiculigera, 1767 nucleotides long. The record is from the annotation of a GenBank genome assembly. Lineage: Eukaryota; Metazoa; Nematoda; Chromadorea; Rhabditida; Rhabditidae.